Cladophialophora carrionii CBS 160.54 is the source of this 987-nucleotide messenger RNA. RefSeq lists its product as uncharacterized. The record is from RefSeq and is a predicted model, not a curated record. NCBI's taxonomy places the organism in Eukaryota, Fungi, Ascomycota, Eurotiomycetes, Chaetothyriales, Herpotrichiellaceae. The transcript has 2 exons. Bases 1 to 987 code for a protein of 328 amino acids.
AUGAACUGCCGCGAGCAUGCUCGGGAGCAGGAGUUCCUCCCCAUCAGCGAUGACUGCUCUCCAGAGGAGACAUUGCACGAAUACACUACUUCCAGCUCUUACGCCGCUGGAGAACCAGGACCUGCAAUCGAUAUCGACUGGGAUGGGCCAUUUAGCAGUGAAGAGCUAGAUUAUUUCCGGUCCCUCCCAGAACAAGACCUGAAAGCAAUCUACCCUUACGGAAUCCGACCACCAGAGAACCUCGGCCCCCACACGCCCUUCGACAGAUACGACCAGUUCCAUCAGGCACUCCUCAACCUUGCAGCUGGAGUAAGCUUGCGCGAUGUCAUGCGCAAUGGUGACUUUGAGAUUGACGGGAAACAGUUCGUCAUGCACAUGGCCAUCUUCUGUGUCAAGUCUCUUGGUUAUACCGAUCAAGACCGCUCCACACUGGAUGUUCAUCUCUCGGGCCUGGGCUAUACUGCUGCUGCUUCUCAUGAUGAUGGUGAUCACGAUGAUGGGACAAAUAUCUCGCACAGCCCGAGUGCAGAAGCAUUUAGUGAUCUACCUGAGGACCGAGAUGAGAACCAGCAUGAGGACGUAGUGGAAGGCACUGACAACCGACAACCACAAACUGGGGCCGUCGAGCAGAGUGAUAUCACGCCGCUCAUUGACCAGUCAGUCAAACCUCCUGAACCUUCCUCGUCCAAGCAUGAUCCUCCCAACGAACGACUUCAGAAACACGACCUGCCUAGCAACGCCGUGCGCCUAGGGACGGUCGCUUUGUCGACUUCCUUCAAGUUCCUGCUGACAGCCUGGCUUAGUGCGUCCCCAUUUCGCAUCUUGCUCAAAUUCAGCCAGACAGCUCUAAGCCUGGGAAUCUACGCUCGAAUGCUUACGGUGGAUGGCAAACAAAAAGGCAGAGUCGUGGGACCGCCGUUGCAGACUCGUGGAAAUAAGAACAUGGCUGAUGCAAUCAUUACGGUGGGCGGGGGGCGAAUACUCUGA